UCCACCAAGAUGUCUAUCUCCGUCUGUUGUGACUGUCCACUGUCUCUCCUCAAGACUGAGACAAGUGAGCCAGAACACCGAACAUUUAACACGAGAAUCAUAUUUAUAUAUGUUUUUUCUUGUUGUUGAGUGAACGAGAGCCCACCGUGCUGGAAGGAAUGAACAGAAUCCUCAUGGCUUCAAUCUUGGGUGUGGCAGCAUGUGUGCUUCAUGUCGCAGCAUCAAAAGAAGACUUGAAGGUCAGCGUGUCCGUCUGGCCACCGGGGUCAAAGGUCUUUCUCGAGGAGUGCGUGAUGUUGCGGUGCACGGUGGAGUCCAACGCCACUUUCCUGUGGAGCUACCGCUGGUUCCGGCACAAGCCCGACACCAUGCAGAAGACUCCGGAGAACCCCCGCCACCGGAUAUCUGGCGGAAGCUACUUGAUCACCGCGGUGACGAGGGAGGACGCAGGGACUUACUGGUGCCGGGUCCACCGCUCCGACAGCAACAGCAGCGUGGCGUUCUUGAGCGGGUCCACCACGCUGAGUGUGUCUGAUCUAUCUCUUCCCUCACUGACGCUGACUCCCAGCACACGGCACAUGUUCACCGGAGGCACCUUCACUGUCCAAUGCCCUGAGCCCAUGACAAACUCCUCGGCGUGGGUGCUGAAGCAAACCUCUCCCAGCUAUGGAACAAGGACCUAUUACUCCAACACUGCUGCAUGUUCACCACUUGGAGGCUCUGUUAGUCCAGUGAAAUCUGGCACCUGUGUCAUCUCUGCUGAGUUGAAGCAUACUGGGCUGUACUGGUGCGAGAGUGCUGUAGGCCGCAGCAACGCAAUCCACAUCGCCGUUAGCUCUGGUCCGGUCAUCAUGAGGACUCCAGCCUUUGUCGUACCACAGGGAAGUAGUGUGGUCUUAUCCUGUCACUACUGGAGAGGCAACCAGACUAAAAGCACCUUUUUUAGGAAUGGCUUUGAAAUAAGCACUGGCAGUUCUUCCAGCCCUGGUAGGGAUAUAAAACUAACCUUAAAGAACGUAACAGAGGCGCACCAAGGCUUCUAUAAGUGUGCUUCUCAGGACAGGAAACUGGAGAGCCCGGAGAGCUGGUUAUCAGUAGGAGGCCACUCGUUAUCUACGGACUUAUCAGCUGACGUCAGUCCUGGAUAUUGGAUCGGUUCAUGCAUUGUUAUCAUCUUCAUCCUGGCAGCGAUCUGGCUUAUUCAUUACUUCCGGUACAAGAUGCUCUACACCCAGAGUUGUUGGACACCUUCUAACGAGGAAUCUCCUGAGGCGGCGCUUCCUGCCACCAAGCAGGAUGUGACAGAGGUACAGUGGGAUCUGUCCUGGAUGGAGAUGUCCAAUCUUCUCAAUCACAGCUGAAGGUUCUAUUUCACCUCUUUCAUGUAUGAGCAGUUCAGCAUUUACUGUACAUCAGUGGUGCCCAACCACCGGUACCGGGCCGUGGCUCGAUUGGUACCGGGCUGCAGAAGAAUUUUUAAUUUUUUUAAAUAAUUUUUUUAAUUUUUAUUAAAUCAACAUAAAAACACAAGAUUCACUUACAAUUAGUGCACCAACCCAAAAAAAACCUCCCUCCCCCAUUUACACUCAUUCACAUAUCAAUAUAGAUCAGUAGUUCUUAACCUGGGUUCGAUGGAACCCUAGGGGUUCGGUGAGUCGUCCUCAGGGGUCGGCGGAGGUCAAAACACACCCGACUCAUCGUGUAGAUACAAACUUCUCCCUAUCGCUGUAUUACGGAUCCGGCAACAGCUGACUGAUUAGCAUGUGUGUAAUUUGUUGUGAGUUAAUGCACUGUGUUGGUUUUGUUGUUUGAACAAGGUGAUGUUCAUGCACGGUUCAUUUUGUGCACCAGUAAAAAAAAAACAUGGUAACACUUCAGUACGGGGAAGAUAUUCAGCAUUAAUUAGUUGCUUAUUAGCAUGCAAAUUAGUAACAUAUUGGAUCAUAACUAGUCUUCAUUAAGUACUUAUUCGGCAUGGCCUUAUUAUAACCCUAACCCUCUCACACCAACCCCAACCCUAACCAAAUAACUCUAAAUUAAGUCUUUAUUAGUUAGAAUAUGUUCCCCUAGUGUCCAAAUAACUCCAAAUUAAGUCUUUAUUAGUUAGAAUAUGUACCCCAAGUGUCCAAAUAACUCUUAAUUGAGUCGUUGUUACAUAGAAUAUGUUCCCCUAGUGUCCAAAUAACUCUAAAUUAAGUCUUUAUUACUUAGAAUAUGUUCCCCCUAGUGUCCACAUAACUCUAAAUUAAGUCCUUGUUAAUUACAAUAUGUUCCCCUAGUGUCCAAAUAACUCUAAAUUAAGGCUUUGUUAAUUACAAUAUGUUCCCCUAGUGUCCAAAUAACUCUAAAUUGAGUCGUUUUUACUUAGAAUAUGUUCUCCUAUUGUCCAAAUAACUCUAAAUUAAGUCUUUAUUACUUAGAAUAUGUACCCAUAGUGUCCGAGUAACUCUAAACUGAGUCGUUGUUACAUAGAAUAUGUUCCCCUAGUGUCCAAAUAACUCUAAAUUGAGUCGUUGUUACAUAGAAAAUAUUCCCCUAGUGUCCAAAUAACUCUAAAAUAAGUCUUUAUUACUUAGAAUAUGUUCCCCUAGUGUCCAAAUAACUCUAAAUUGAGUCGUUGUUACAUAGAAUAUGUUCUCCUAGCAGGGACCUGCACAUGAUUAUAGAGGGGCUGGGGCUCAAAGUCAGAAAAGGGCAGGACAUUUUUUUUUUAUCCUUUACACAAUAUGGAAAUUAUUGUAAAAUUAAAUUUGCUAAUAGGAAGCUAACUACUAAGCUGUGUGUCCUUUGUAGGUAAAAGUGAUUGCCAUUUCUUUUGUGUCAACAAAUUAUUGUCAUAAUGAGUUAAUUCACAAUAUCAUAGGCUUGAAAGACAUGAAAAGCAACAAAACACUGGUUUAUUAUUAGGCUAUUUAUUGUUAAAGAUAAGCACUUGAAUAAUGAACAUUGAACAGUGCAACAUGAACUUCAAAAAAAAAAAAAAAAUAUCCAAAUGGAAAAAACUUCAAUGUGAAAAUCUGUCCUUCUUCCCUUAACUUGAUGAAAACACCAUCAAGUUGUAACUUAUGGUCUUUCUCACUUAAUGCUCAGACUAAACAACUGAAACGCAAUACAACUUUAUAUCGAAACCUCUACUAUGAGAGAAAUGUGAUCUGCCGUAAACACAGUGCAUUUUAUUUUGAAAAUUAACCCCGUGUUUUAUUUUGUAUUUUGCACACUACUUCCUGUCCGGCACGAUCCGCUGUGCCCUGUGCGGAAUUGAUGUGCCGUGCUCAAUUGAUGCACCGUGCUCCCACGUCCGGCAAAAACAGAAGCUGACACAUUGAAUAAUAGAAUAAUACAGCGUUUUUCUGAAAUAUUACCCAUAUUAGAUGCCGGAUAAGUGGACGGCGACUAGACCAUAACUCACAGGUUCAAGCUGCUUCACUGUCACGUCUCUCUCUCUCACUCACUCACUCACUCACUCACUCGCCCUCUCUCUCUCUCUCUAGCGGAAGCGCAGACUCAAACAAGCCGGUAUUACAAGAAAACGUGGAGUUUUUGUAGCGCUGUUUUUUGUUUUUGUUUUGUUUUUUUACAUCCCUAACAGGAAUUUAUUAAUGCUGUUUAAAGAAAAAAAUCAACAACAAAAACACACACAGGCAGAGGGCACUUUUUAAGACAAAGCAAAAGAGGGCAGGGGCUCAAGCACCCAUAGGGCCCUAUGUGUGCACGUUCCGGUCACCCUAGUGUCCAAAUAACUCUAAAUUUAGUCGUUUUUACUUAGAAUAUGUUCUCCUAGUGUCCAAAUAACUCUAAAUUAAGUCUUUAUUAGUUAGAAUAUGUACCCCUAGUGUCCAAAUAACUCUAAAUUGAGUCGUUGUUACAUAGAAUAUGUUCCCCUAGUGUCCAAAUAACUCUAAAUUAAGUCUUUAUUACUUAGAAUAUGUUCCCCUGAGGUCCAAAUAACUCUAAAUUAAGUCUUUAUUGCUUAAAAUAUGUUUCCCUAAGGUCCAAAUAACUCUAACUUAAGUCUAUGUUACUUAGAAUAUGUUCCCCUAGUGUCCAAAUAACUCUAAAUUGAGUCGUUGUUACAUAGAAUAUGUUCCCCUAAGGUCCAAAUAACUCUAAAUUAAGUUUUUAUUACUUAGAAUAUGUUCACCUAGUGUCCAAAUAACUCCAAAUUAAGUCUUUAUUACUUAGAAUAUGUUCCCCUAGUGUCCAAAUAACUCUAAAUUAAGUCUUUAUUGCUUAAAAUAUGUUUCCCUAAGGUCCAAAUAACUCUAAAUUACGUCUAUGUUACUUAGAAUAUGUUCCCCUAAGGUCCAAAUAACUCUAAAUUAAGUCUAUGUUACUUAUGUAUAUGUAUAUGUUCUCCAUAAUAAAGUGCUACCAAAACAUAUAAAAAAAGGGAAUAAGCGGUAGAAAAUGGAUGGACUUUAUCUUGAAUUUGAGAAAAACAAACACAUUUUAUUUUUCACUAAAGAAGGGUUCGGUGAAUGCGUACAAGAAACUGGUGGGGUUCGGUACCUCCAACAAGGUUAAGAACCACUGAUAUAGAUCAAUACAGUCUGCAGGGAUACAGUCCGUAAACACUCAAUCUAACUUUAAUCGGCAAUAUUUCCAUAGCAAUAAUAAAUAAGUAUGGAGACCAAGGGCACCCUUGUUUUAGGCCUCUUAAUCGAGGUAUUGUCCCUGAGAUGUAUCCAUUAUUGAUCAUUCUACAGCUAGUUUUAUUACAUAGCGUUAAAGUUAUUAACCACAUUAAAGCACACGUACUUAACUCGCGCCUGUUUGCUCAGCUUUGUGAGGAGAUGGACGUGGAGCACAGACACCUUCUCUUAUACACAGAAAUAAGAGGGUUAUCCCGUGGGAAAUCACUGGCCAAAGUAUUCGAAUUACGAGAGCCACUGCAAAGAUUCCUCUCAGAAAAGAAGUUACCUCUGGCAGAACAUUUCAGUGACGAGGAAUGGGUCGCCAAACUGGCUUACCUAUGCGACAUAUUCAGCUUGCUCAAUGAACUCAAUCUGUCACUUCAGGGAAAAAUGACAACUGUAUUUAAAUUGGCAGAUAAAGUAGCUGCAUUUAAAAUUGAACCGGAUUAGUGGGCACUUCCCAACUUCAAAAGACCCACGAACUGCCAAGGAAUGGAUCCGCGACCCAUUUGUCAAGAAGAUCAAAUGCUGGAGAUCGCAAAUGACGGCAUCCUCAAAGGCUUACUGAAACCCACUACUACCCACCACGUAGUCUGAUAGUUUGUAUAACAAUGAUGAAAUAUUAACAUUGCAACACAUGCCAAUACGGCUUUUUUAGUUUACUAAAUUACAAUUUUAAAUUUCCCGCGGAGUUUUGUCUUGAAAACGUUGUGUAAUGAUGACGUGUACACAGGACGUCACGCGUUUUUAGGAAGUAUGAGCGCUACGCACACACACAGGUAAAAGUCGUCUGCUUUAAAGGGGAAGAUUAUCACAAUUUCAAAAGGGUUAAAAACAAUAAAAAUCAGUUCCA
Messenger RNA from Nerophis ophidion (straightnose pipefish), 5487 nucleotides. RefSeq lists its product as uncharacterized. Gene Ontology annotation, biological process: cell surface receptor signaling pathway. The coding region runs from base 159 to 1361 and encodes 400 amino acids. NCBI's taxonomy places the organism in Eukaryota, Metazoa, Chordata, Actinopteri, Syngnathiformes, Syngnathidae. The record is from RefSeq and is a predicted model, not a curated record. Gene Ontology annotation, molecular function: transmembrane signaling receptor activity. The transcript is spliced from 8 exons.